Molecule: messenger RNA, 5451 nt
Organism: Penicillium salamii
Lineage: Eukaryota; Fungi; Ascomycota; Eurotiomycetes; Eurotiales; Aspergillaceae
Source: the annotation of a GenBank genome assembly
AUGGCUCCCGUCCCGGAGGCCUAUUUCCCGUCCCUGGACAAGUGCUUCUCCGGGGACGUCCAGCUCUUGUCCUGGAAGAGGGCUUUCAUCUACACUCUUGACCAGAAGGAUCAUCCCGACAAUGAGGGCAACAUCGAUGCCUUCCUUUCACACCCCGAGAGCAUUCGCAUACUUUCCGACAGCUUGAAACCAUUCCCUCCACCCUCCGCGAAAUCAAAAUCUGAUUUUGAGUCCAAAACUGCCGCCAUUCAUGUCGAAACCAAUGGCAAGAACUCGUUUGAUCUGAAGGAAAUCAAAGCCGACGCCUUGUGGGUGAGCCAGCAGGCUGGAAUUGAUGAGGUCGCUGCUCUUCGAAUCGCAGUAUUGGAAUGGCAAAAUCGCCCGGCAACCCGCCUUGCUUCCGGCUUUUCUACCGAGGAAACCACAAGUCUACAGAGCGCGGCUGGAGCCGAGAACUUUCGGGGUUCACUAGCUGGCCCCAGCCUGGCUAGCAUCCUGACCCAAACCGCUAGAAGUGAAGUGACUAAGUCAUUCGACACAGAGGAGAGUAGGCGACUACGCCUUCGUGAGGUGUAUCUCUCUGAGGCAAGCCAUGUUGUGAAGACACUUCGCAAGCUACUUGCCUUGUCCCAGCAUGAUGGUCCUGCAGUCUCCUCGGUUUCUUCAGCCAGUAAUGAACGCAAAGUUGCUCUCAAGAAGCUGGGAACUGCGCUUUUUAAGAACAAGUCCAAUGGCGCUGAGCUGGAGCGAUUCCUCCAAGACUGCAUUGACUCGAUACGGAGUCGAUUGACCUGUCUAGAAGGUAAUGGUGGUUGGCUCAGUGCUUCGGAAAGCAGUGAAGACUUGGAGACCACUUGGAGAACGGCUUUGGUGGAAGAAGUUGUCCAUGUGAUGCAACUUAUAUUCCAUCAAGUUCAAAGCUCCAGGGAAAUUCCGACUUCGACAAUCCUGUCUUCUUGGCUCCAACUCAUGUCUGACUACAGUUUCAUGGAGACAAUCCAAGUGCAUUGUCAACAACCAACGGAGGUCUUGCUCCCUCUUCAAGCACUUGCAUCGCUUAUCACAUUGGCAAUCUUGAAACUACCACAUGUUAUCUCUUCAAUCAAAGAUGGCACGCACACCAACUUCGCCAACAAGCCCUACUUUUUGUGCAAAGACAAGAUCUCCAAAAUUACGGAGAUCUUUACCACCUUAGGUGGCGAAAUCACUACUGCCACCCCGGCGGCAUUUUCCUGGGGACUGGUCUUGUACACCAUGCAACAGCUGGCAGACUCUGCGAGACACGGGCGAGAAGAACGACAGAGAAUCUCUGCCGAGAGAUCGUUCAACACAAAUACAGAAAACACAGACCUUUCGUUCGUAUCGGAACAGACGAUCUAUGAAGAAAUUCUUGAUUGUGCUCAAACCCCACAAGAUACCGCGGAAAGUGCCAUUACCAUUCUCACGUCUGAAGUCUUCAAAGAAUCGGCGUUCCGCACUGUCUCCGUCCUUGCUAGCAAAGCGGGAGAUAUGUCAGCAGUUGAUGAUGCUCUGACGAGCAGAUGGAUUCGCUUGUCGCUUCUUGACCUUGUCCGAGUCUCUACGCUGUUUUUGGAUUAUUCCCCCGAAAUUCUGGAGGCGGUUCUGACCAUAUUGGGUGAUAGCGAUAACCAGUCGUCGAACGACCUUGACUUCUUGGGGCCUGAGUCCGACCCCAAAAUCUCAUUCGCACAGGACCAGGAUUUGAUGGAUACUAUCUUUCAUGUUGCGCGAUCUCGUUUCCCCUAUGAAACCUCACCAUUCCUCCAACUUUGCCGUGCUCUUGUCAGCCCACAUUCUUUAACUGAAGAUGGUCUUCCAUCCAUCAUUGAAGAGCUAGAGAACAUGCAAUCCUUCACUCAGAUCGUAUCACCCCACUUCCAAGGCUACGACACCAUUCGAGAGGACGAGAACGCAGACUACGUAGCCUUGCUACAGCCUCUCCCAAUGUUUGAAGCCUCUUCUCGACACCGUCUUCUCGAAAACACCACAAGCAAUGCACUCGUUGUCAGUGGGUCCUCUCAGAUUCCUCAACAAACCGUUGGUCAAGUUGUCUCUGAGUCAAGACCUGCUGUCAUUAAGUGGGCGCACCAGUACUCUUGCUUGAGCUUCUUGGGAAGCUGGCUUGAAGAAUGGAGUGAAAGCGGAGCGCAGUCCCCCGAAUGGACCGAAGACACGGCCACAGACAUCAUUGCCCUAUUCGCGGACUUGAUCGCAAAUUCCAAAACACAAAGCUCCGAAGAAGCAUGUGGCAAAAGGAUUUUGGAAAUGGCAAGUGACGGUUUGUCAAAACAGGGGGAUAUAAUCUCUGUGAUCUUUGACAUCUUUGAGCGCAGCCUGCAAACCAUCGGCACCCGUGGCGACUUGGGCAAUUCUUUGGGUUCAACCAUGGAAUGCUUGCGGUUCAUCAAGGCACUCUUAAAAGUACUCCCGAGUCGUGUCUGGCCUUUCCUCGGGCGCAGUAGCUUCAUUGGGUCUGACGGGAAGGGUGGGGUGAUGACUGCCAUUAUCUCUGCUAUGGAGAUCCCGGCGGGUCAUUACCCCUUCUUGUUGAACUGUGUCGAGCUCGUUGAUGCUGUGAUCGAUGAUGCGGCGUCUCGAGCCGUGCUGCGGAAAUCUCCCGGCAUUGCUGGGAGCAAGUCAACCAUUGCCUCUGAUUGGAGUGCCGGAAUCCCAUCACAUGCCAUGAGGACUAUUUUGUUGAACUUCACUCGUACGACGGUGGAGGUAUUCAACAGCAACGGGAAUUGGAGAUUCAACUUGCCAGAACAGCGCUUCAAGAUCAACUCGAUGCUAGCUAGAUCUUUUGAGCGGGUACUGUAUUAUGCCUACGGAAUCAACGAUAGCUCAAAGGUCGAGGCGAAGAUCACAGGGGUGUUUUCCACAUCUGCGGCAUACAUUCUGGAUAUGCUACGUCCUCAGUCCACCGCUGACUUGCCCUUCAACCCGAUAUUCCGACUUAUUGCGGACGGUCUUCAAACACCCCCUACACUCCACCUCAGAUACCUCACUCUCGUCGAGGACCAGGUCAAGUCCACGUUACAGCUCUGUAUCAAACUCAUCCAAGCAGCUCAUCUAGCGGAGCUGCCCGGCUCGCUUUUGGAAGAACAGCUGUUCAAAGCGACCCCGGUCCUCAUCAAGCUCUACGCAUCGCAUGAUGCGUAUAGGCUGCCAGUUGUAUCCCUACUCGAGAUUUUGAUAUCAAGUGCCGCCUCAAAUGCGGACAAUGAGCCUCCUUCCCUUGUUGGUCAUCUGGGAGCAGAAUCAGCUGGUCUUUUCCUUGACGUCUUGUCACAACUUGACAGGCCACUGUGCGACCAGUCUUUGGUUAUUGCAGUAUGGCAGCUACUCUCCACUUUUGUCAGCAAGCGCCAACAAUGGCUUGCUGUGUUCAUUCUCACAGGCUCAUCUCCUCGUCAAACCCUCAAAAAAGAAUCUGGCGCAAGUGGUCUCAGCAUGAGAAGCGUUCCUUUCCUAGAUAUGGCGCUUGAGAAGCUUUCCCAUAUUGAUCAAGAGCAGCCUGAGGUGGCUUUGGCCUUGCUUGAAUUCGUUUCACGCGCCCAAGAGAACUGGCCAUGGGCCACUCCUCAUCUCAGCAAGCACCCGCACUUCUUCACCAGCAUCAUCAAUCAUGUAUCAAAGUUGAAAAUUUCUUCUCUGCCCAUGAUGGACCAGAUCUACGCCACACGCAUAGCCGCCGUUGUCGCAGAUUUGUGUGCAGUCUAUUUACAUUCUGCAAAGGAAAUGGGCGACCGAAGCUUCAUAAAGACUUUAAUCCCGCUGGUAUCAUGGUAUUCCAAGGACGCCGUGGAAGUUUCAGCUUACAACUCCUCAUUGCAUGCUAACCUGAAGAAGAAUUUCGAAAAUCGUUAUUCAGGAUGCAAGAUGGUUGACUUCAAGAGGACCCCGCUCGAAGCUCGCUCACUCGGACGGGAUUACUACUACGAUCUGGGCAUGGGAGACAAGCUUCUCUCCUACGACUUUGCCUGGGCGGGCGCUAAAAACCGAGGCUUCGCCGAAGAGUUCGAGCGAGCCAACAUUAAUUUGUCUCUUGUCGAGGCUCAGGUUGGUCUCUUGAACAGCUGGAAGUUCUUUGCAAUCGAGCAUUGCGCCGACUUCAUGCCCGAUACCGAAAUCCGAAAGUCGAUGGCGUUGGUCGCCCAGAGUUGCUUGAGAGCCAACAUCAGCAGCGGUCCUCCUGAGGCUAUUUUUGUGCGGAUUCAACAAGCGCGUAUCAAUUUCGCCCAGGCGCUUCUACAGCGACUUGUCGAAGUUAAUGCUAGAGGUGCCGAGGUUUUCCAGCUGCUUGAGAUUACAUGGAAAGCACUGCGCGCUCGUCAUCUGACAUAUGAAGAUGCUCUGAUUAACAACGAUACCGAAUACUUCCGCUCUCUUCUGAACGUUCUGUUCCUUGCCCUCCAAUUCCACGUGGAUAGUCCCUCCCGAAGCGUCCCCGAAGCCAUCAACAAGCGAGCCGAGAUUUCAUCGGAUCUGAUUGUUGUCGUGGAAGUUGUUAAAACGAUCGUGGCCCAGGGUUUCAAAUCUCUCACUACUUAUCUGCAUGAUGAGCCAGACAAGUGCACCCCUAAAGAUUUCGCCAUCAUCAUUGCCAUCCUGCAAACAGCCUUGCAAGUCAAGAAUGUUGAUCGUGUUUAUGAGCAUAUCCUCUAUCCAAUUGAGGAGAAUGAGACCGCUCGCCACGCCACAACACUCUUCUCCUGGGCUGAUCAAUUAGCUGUGUCGGGUGAUCCAGUGUAUGCCGAGCUCAGCGUCUCAAUUUUGGUCAAGAUGUCUAGUCUGCCUCGGCUCGCUGAGCACCUGGCCGUCGAAGGCGUAUUGGUGAACCUAUCCACCUGUCGCCUGACUAAUCUUCUCACCCAGCACAAGUCCUUCGGGCCUUUUGACCCUGUCCCUCGACUGUACACAAUCUGGACCGGAGGAUUCCUUCCCCUCUGUCUCAAUAUGAUCUACAGUGUCAUGCGAACCGCGCCCGAGGUGGCAGCUUUCAUCAACCAAUUCGAAAGCCGCCUGACCCGAGCUCAAGAGGCAUUCUCCUCCGGUCACGCGACUUCCGCGUCAUCUGCACCAGCUUCUAAAUGGAUCAGCCUCAGCAUGGUUUCAGAGGCCUACUCGCUGGCCCUGAUCACCUUCAUUCUGGGGCGCUUCCGGGAAUCCGGUGCCAGCGCUGGAGUUGAUACCCUAUCCAUUCAGGACAUUAAAUGGGACAAGGUACAGGUGAAGGAGGACAUUGAGGAGCUUCUCCGUCGCCGACCCGCCCUGCGCGCCCGCAUUGUCGCGACUAGUGAAAAGGAGGUGGAAUGGUCUCGCCAGAAACCACUCGAUUCCACUUCUGGCGCUGAAAACCGAUUAGAGGAGAAGGUUGUCAGUGAGAUGAAGGCAGCGAUUGCCUGUCUCGGUGGUGAAGAAUCAUGA